Sitodiplosis mosellana (orange wheat blossom midge) is the source of this 1115-nucleotide messenger RNA. It is a transcript of the gene Rrp42, whose product is annotated as exosome complex component RRP42. Bases 142 to 1041 code for a protein of 299 amino acids. The transcript has 3 exons. Gene Ontology annotation, biological process: exonucleolytic trimming to generate mature 3'-end of 5.8S rRNA from tricistronic rRNA transcript (SSU-rRNA, 5.8S rRNA, LSU-rRNA); nuclear polyadenylation-dependent mRNA catabolic process; nuclear mRNA surveillance. The record is from RefSeq and is a predicted model, not a curated record. Gene Ontology annotation, cellular component: nuclear exosome (RNase complex); cytoplasmic exosome (RNase complex). Lineage: Eukaryota; Metazoa; Arthropoda; Insecta; Diptera; Cecidomyiidae.
AGUGAUCUGUCAUUGAAAUUGUCAAGCAUGUUUAUGUUGUGUUCAGUCAAAAAAUAACCACAAAUAAAUUCGUGUUCAUUGACGCUUUUCCACCAUUUCAAUCAUUUCCAUUCGUUUAAUUGUGGGGAAUUUCAAGAAAUCAUGGCGAAUAUACUGAUAAGUGAUGCUGAGAAAACAUUUAUUUUACACGGUGUCGAAGAUAAUUUGCGUUGUGACGGUCGAACUCGUUGCGAUUACCGGCCCAUGGAAAUUGAAACGGGAAUAGUCACACAUGCAAACGGAUCAUGCCGAUUGAGGUUGGCCAAUACAGAUGUUUUGGUAGCGGUUAAAUCUGAAAUUGACAUUCCACCGCUGGAAAAUCCAGACGAAGGCAAAAUCACCUUUUUUGUCGAUUGUUCGGCAAAUGCAGCACCGGAAUUCGAAGGCCGUGGUGGCGAAGAGUUGGCUAUGGAAUUUUCAAAUACACUCGAAGGUGCAUAUCGCUCAAGACAGGCAUUCAAUUUGAAAAAUCUAUGCAUUUUGCCACAACAACGCUGCUGGAAACUUUAUGUUGAUGUUUUGAUUUUAGAAUGCGGUGGCAAUUUGUACGAUGCCGUGUCGUUGGCCGUGAAGGGUGCUUUGUUCAAUACACGAUUGCCAAAGGUUACCGCAGCCCUAAUGGACGGUGGUAAUGUUGAUUUGGCACUGUCCGAAGAUCCAUACGACUGUGUGCGAUUGCAAACGGAAUCGAUUCCAAUUUUGGUGACAAUUUGCAAGAUUGGCGAACACUGCGUUGUCGAUCCAUCGGCCGAAGAGGAAGUUUGCAGUUCCGCUAGUUUGGUUGUUGGCGUUUCAGUGCGAGAAGAGAAUGCUUAUAUCACAAACAUUCGAACGAGUGGAGCCGGUUCAUUUCACAUGGAAACACUGAAUAAAUGUCUUGAGCUUGGAAAAUCGGCUGGUCAAUGUUUGGAUCGCGUACUUUUGCGGGUGCUUCGUGAAGAGGAACAAAAAAUUGGAAAUCGUUUGAUUGGACAAACAGAAAUUUUUGGCUUCCUGAGAUAAAAAUGCCAUAGUUUAAAAAAAAACACACACAAAUUUUACAAUUUAAUAAAAGCAAAACUAUUUUUAAACAGGAA